GGUGUUUUGUUCUGACCUUCAAGCGGCGACAGCCAUUAAUUGCAUAUAAGGCCCAGUGCAGGUAAACUACAGCUAUGGCAAAUCCUAGGCGCUUUUUCGUGGGUGGGAACUGGAAAAUGAAUGGCAAUAAGAAAGAGCUGGGAGAUUUAAUAAAGUCUCUAAAUGGGGCUGCGCUGGAUCCUAAAACAGAGGUUGUCUGUGGUGCACCUGCUAUUUACAUUCAAUAUGCCAGAGAAAUGCUGGAUCCCAAAAUUGGAGUGUCUGCACAGAACUGCUACAAAGUGGCAAAGGGAGCCUUUACUGGGGAGAUCAGCCCAGCAAUGAUCAAAGAUUGCGGUGCAAAUUGGGUGAUUCUGGGGCACUCUGAGAGGCGUCACGUCUUUGGAGAGUCUGAUGAGUUGAUCAGUCAGAAAGUGGAACAUGCACUGUCAGAAAAUCUUGGCGUAAUCGCAUGCAUUGGUGAAAAGCUGGAUGAGAGAGAAGCUGGCAUAACUGAGCAGGUUGUGUUUCAGCAGACGAAGGCCAUUGCUGCUCGUGUAAAGGAUUGGGAACACGUUGUUCUGGCUUAUGAACCAGUCUGGGCCAUUGGAACUGGAAAAACUGCCACACCACAGCAGGCUCAAGAGGUGCACCAUACACUGCGUGAUUGGGUAAAGAAAAACGUAUCCGAGGAUGUGGCUAAUAGUCUUCGCAUCAUUUAUGGAGGUUCAGUUACUGGCGCUAACUGUAAAGAACUGGCCUCCCAACCUGAUGUUGAUGGUUUCCUUGUUGGUGGAGCAUCCUUGAAACCAGAAUUUAUUAACAUCAUUAAUGCAAGACAGUGAAAACUUUGUGCAAAGCUGCAGGUGGGGUGAAGUGGGAACUGAUCUGGUAGGCAGAUGGAAGGAUCAUGUUGCUUUAAAUUCUGUUUUUACUCAGGGUAGCAGAAUGGGGCAAUGCUGCUUACUGUCUAGCCCUGAUAUCACACCGCUAAUUCUCUGCCAUAGUUGUGCCCUUGUUGGAUUUUUACAACUCUUCUGUUGGAGCUUGCAUAUUGUGGUAUAAUUUUUUGGGCCCAUUGUGGGGAAAGAACCAGUUUUAAGGAGUGUACACUAUACCUGGAAGAUCAGCUGAUGUGUCAAAGGCACAACAGGUCUGUGAUGCAUUUUAAAUAGAAACGUUCCCAUUUUGACUGGCUUUACAAGUAUGUUAGAGAAGUAGUGAACAGAUCAACACGGGGGGGGGGGACUGUUGUGUUUAAUCAAGAUCUUUGGGGGGUGGUAUUUCAUAGGUAUGCACUGGAGGUUGGAGGAUGCUUUUGGGAAACUUGCUGCAUUUUGAACGUCCACCUCUAGUCUGGACCCUGUGGCUCCAUGAUUUAAAAGGAUGAGUUCUGAAAUGUCUAUAGUCCUGCAACUACAGUAGAGGUAGUCCUAAACUCUCUCAGAAGUGUAUUGUGGAAGAUCCAUGCUGUUGGAGACACCGCUGCUUUAUCCAGUUGUAACCUUGUCCGUAUACCAUGUCCCACAGUCUAGUCUUAAUCACCUGUGUUGUGAAAAUUUCUUGACUGUUCUCUGUUAAUAAACUAUUCUGUUUCAUG
This is a messenger RNA of Protopterus annectens (West African lungfish), 1579 nucleotides long. It is a transcript of the gene TPI1, whose product is annotated as triosephosphate isomerase 1. Gene Ontology annotation, cellular component: cytosol. Lineage: Eukaryota; Metazoa; Chordata; Ceratodontiformes; Protopteridae. Bases 75 to 824 code for a protein of 249 amino acids. The transcript has 7 exons. Gene Ontology annotation, biological process: glyceraldehyde-3-phosphate biosynthetic process; glycolytic process; glycerol catabolic process. The record is from RefSeq and is a predicted model, not a curated record. Gene Ontology annotation, molecular function: triose-phosphate isomerase activity.